AAGAACCAACGUUACAAUGAAGAUUGCUAAUAACACUUUUAUCAUUACAGGUGGAUUAGGUGGUGCUGGUACAGCGAUCGCUAAGGCUAUUAUUUCAGAAGCUGGUUAUGUCGUUUUAUUCGACGUCAUCGAGCAGAAAGCUGGUGAGACUGCCACCAAAGCAUUUGGUGACCAUGCUUUGUAUGUUCGUUGUGAUAUCACAGACGAGGCAAUUUCAAGGGAUGCUGUGAAAAUAGCAGCUAAUGCAUUCGAAAAGAAACUCUCAGGCGUCGUGCACUGUGCUGGUGUCGCGCUUGCUCAACCAUGGACCAACAGAAUUGGAGACCACAUUGCUAGAUUUAAGAAAAUGCUUGAUAUUAAUACAUUGGGUACAUUUAUUAUUAAUGGAUUAGUAGCAGACGCGAUCAACGAGAGAUAUGAACCAGAUAAGAUGAAGAACAACGAAUUCUUUACUACAAAGGAAGAGAGAGGUGUUAUUGUCAACUUCUCAAGUGUAGCUAAAGAAGGUAUUGCGCGCGUUCUUUGCUACGGUCCUACUAAAGCGGGGAGCCAUGGUGUUGGUGUUGCGAUGUCAGAUUUCUUAGCACCAUCUGGCAUAAGAGUUAAUACUGUCUCACCUAGUAUCAUCAAUUCAGCCAUGGUAGGUGCUAAACUUGGUUACUUCAUGACAGAACUCGCAAAGAGCGCUUCAUUCCCACAAAGACCAAUAGAACCAGAGGAGAUUUCAGACGCAGUCCUUUUCCUGAUCAAAAACGGAAUGAUUAACAACUUGGACUUAAAGAUAGACGGACGUUGGACAUUAAUGACGGAUAGAUCUGGGGAUGAUCCACGCCUAAGUUUGACAGAGAUGCAAUAGGCUCUUGUUAACUAAGUAUUUUUCUUAGAAAUAAACCACUCGGAUAUAUUACCCUUUAUAAAGUUGUUUGUCUCUGCUUGAACAUCGAAGUGAAUGAAUGAAUGAUUAAACACUAUAUAUGUGAUUAUCUUAGCCACACCCUUCACUUCCUCUUCUUUGGCCCCUUCUGAUCAUUGUCACUUUUGCGUUUCCUACCACUUCUGGUAGUAGGAAAUUCCCCUUCGUUACUUAUACUAUCCUGAGAAGACGCCUCCAAUACAUACUCCUUGCCCUCUUCGUGAGCGUUACUUACAUUCUUGCGUUUGAUUCCAUUUAUUUUUGCUAUCCUUUCUUUUUUAGUUUCAUGCGACUGAUUAAGUAGGUCGAGACGCUCCAAAGGUGCAUCAACAAAAUCUAGGAUUAUAAGUACCUUCAAGACCAACUCAUUGGGAUCUUCGUCUUUUUGGAAACGUAUAUCAUCCAUCAUCUCUCUAAUUGUAUCUUUUGAAGGCUUUGUAUAAGAAUUUCUUAUUAUGUAAUUACCAAUCAAUCCAAUAAGGUCUUUGAUAGCGUGCAUAUUCUUGUUGAUAAGUGCACGAUCAGCGACCAUCGGUAAGUGAUGUGAAAUAGCAGUAUUGUCGAGAGUUUUAACUUGAUUUACGUAUACUUCCAUCUGUGCAAGUUGCUUGAGCUGUAAAUCAUAAAACAAGACUAAAGAAGGAUGUAAUGCAUUCUUUAAGUCGAUAUAUAGAUCGAUAGCCUUUGUUUCCAGUCUCUUCCGAUAC
Molecule: messenger RNA, 1620 nt
Organism: Wallemia mellicola CBS 633.66
Lineage: Eukaryota; Fungi; Basidiomycota; Wallemiomycetes; Wallemiales; Wallemiaceae
Product: NAD(P)-binding protein
Exons: 2
Coding region: 17-856 (279 amino acids)
Biological process (GO): fatty acid beta-oxidation
Cellular component (GO): mitochondrion
Molecular function (GO): 2,4-dienoyl-CoA reductase (NADPH) activity
Source: RefSeq, a predicted model, not a curated record